Pelobates fuscus (common spadefoot toad) is the source of this 5876-nucleotide messenger RNA. RefSeq names its product LIM domain 7 (gene LMO7). Lineage: Eukaryota; Metazoa; Chordata; Amphibia; Anura; Pelobatidae. The transcript has 36 exons. The coding region runs from base 150 to 5813 and encodes 1887 amino acids. Gene Ontology annotation, biological process: actomyosin structure organization; regulation of cell adhesion; regulation of signaling. The record is from RefSeq and is a predicted model, not a curated record. Gene Ontology annotation, molecular function: actin binding.
CUCACCUGCAGCUCCAGCAUAGUCUAUGAGUUAAUCCUGUUACUGCACACUGGGAGAUUGUACACAGAGCGAUACAUAGAGCCAGACAGCGCUCUGACCUUCUGGGACACCGAGAGCUGGCCAUCAGCAGCCACUGGGACAAGCUUGCUAUGGAGUGGAACGAAAAUUCAGAAAUUUCUUGCGAUUUGGCGUUCUCUGAAGCGCAACGAUGGGUUGAGGAAGUUACUGGCAAAAGCUUUGGAAACAAGGACUUUCGCUCAGCUCUGGCAAAUGGUGUGCUAUUAUGCGAUUUAAUUAACAAGAUCAAACCUGGAAUCAUCAAGAAGAUCAAUCGCUUGUCCACCCCCAUUGCUGGCUUGGAUAAUAUCAAUGUUUUUCUGCGCGGCUGCGAGAAACUUGGAUUAAAAGAGGCUCAACUUUUUCAUCCUGGGGAUCUUCAAGACUUAUCUAAUAGAGUCACUGUCAAGCCAGAAGAGACCAACCGGAGAUUAAAAAAUGUUCUGAUCACCAUAUAUUGGCUUGGAAGAAAGGCACAGAGUUUACCAUAUUAUGAUGGUGUAUACCUUAACCUAAAAGCUUUUGAAGGUUUAUUGGGACAAACACUUACAAAGGCACUAGAGGACUCCAGCACAUUGAAAAAGAGUGGUCGAGACAGUGGUUGUGGUGAUUUGUGGUAUAGUGAGAGAGGAGAAAAUCACUCUCCUGGUACUGUGCAUAGACGAGACGAUUCCUGGGAUAGCUUGGACUCCUUUGGUUCCAGGUCCUACACAAGUUUUUCAUCAGAUACAACCAUCAAAGGGAGUAGCGAGGGUGGAGAAAGUGACACAGAGUCUGAAGUCACUGACAAAAUGCAGGAUCCAACCAAAAAUGAUAUGUCUUAUCGGAGGGUCUUAACUGUGGAGCCCAAAGCCACUUCAACCUUUAAUCAGUUUCUACCAAGUAAAGCUAAAGCACCCACUUACAUGCCAGCACCACUUCGGAAAAAGAAGAUAGACAGGAAUGAAGACAAUAGAAGGAGCUGGGCAAGCCCUGUAUUUACAGAGUCGGAUGGCACAUUCUCCAGUUCGGACUCUGAAGAUGACAAGAAGUUACCAGACUUAGUACUCGAUGAUUUAGCAAAAAGAAAAUAUCAUGUGGGCAGCAGGUCUUCCAAACCUGUUGCCUCUGAUCAACUUUCCAUUCCUCAAUCUGGCACUCAAACUCCUUCUGUAAAAGAUGUUGAUCAAGAAAACUCGCGUAAAGAACCAUGCAGCCUGAAAGCAAAUGUGAGGAUGCAAAAAGAAACCGAAUCAAUGGAUCGUUAUGAGUACUCCACAUUAUCUUCAGAUGAAGAUGAGGACAAUGGUAGAGGCUUUCCAAAUCUUGUGAAGGAUGAUCUAUAUGUCAGAAAGGUCAACUUAUCUGCUCAACAAUUAAAGCCUUCUGUUUGUUUUGAAAAUGUGGGCCGAAACGUGCAGUUGGAUAUACCACAUCAAAAAGUAAUUCGAACAAGCGCUUGUACUAGACCAUGGUACAAUGAGUUUCAGGGAUUCAGUAAGCAUCCCAAAGAAGACUUUUUAACAACAUUUAAUCUUGGAUCAACCAGUAAGGUUAAAAGUGAUGUGGAAUUGAGCAGAGAACUAAUAUCUGAAUUUGAAACGCUCUCCAAAAACAAAAAGGACAUUGAGGGAGGUGACACAUCAGAGUCAAAACCAAGUCAGUUUGUUUUGCUUCAAGCACUACAAAAAUUAGCUUCCGAUGCACUAGAUUCUGAAAGUAUACCCAAACCAGAUCCCACAGCAGGUCCAAGAGUUGUAAAUUCUCAGUCACAUGUACAAACUGAUCUUGUGGAUGACCAUUCAAGUCCUUUACCAAACCUUGAAAAUGAUGAUUUGUUUGCGAGGAAGACAGGAACUUUUCAUCUCAACCAAGUCAUUAAUCUUGGAACACCUUUAACUCAAGUAUGGGAAAUUGAGAAAGACAUAGUACUGCAAGCAAACCAGGAUGAAUCUGAAAUUCCAGAUUUGUUAAAGGAUGAUAUGAUUGUUCGGAGAGUUCAGACAGAGCCAAAAGAGAUUCAUGUCUCGGGUGCUCCUGAUAAUUACAAUCCAGUACCUUUUCCAGAACCAUGGACUCUACCAGAAAAGUUGCAGUCAAAGUUUCUUUGUGAGGUGAAGAAAACUCCAGAAUCUAAGACAAGAGAAAACUGUGGCAGAGUGAUCAACUCAUCCGAAAAAUCUAAGAAAGAUGACAUGUUAACUAGAAAAAUUAACUUAUCGCAUCAAUCCAAAAAGCCAAAAGACUUUACUCCUGGGCCUUGUAAUGAAGAAGAUCUAAAAAAGUGGGAGGACAUUAGAGAGGCCAGUAAAAUUAGGCACAAGAAACGGCAAUUGGUUCAAAGACUGAUGGAAAAGCUAUCCAUUAACAGUGGGAGCAAAUCGGUAGAAAGCAUCAGUGCAGAAGAGCUCCAAAAUCUCAGACAAAUGCGCUUUGAAGAGAUGCAGAAAAUAAAAAGUGAGAUACAGGAACAAGAUCAAAAAUGGCAAGAUGACCUUGCAAAAUGGAAAAAUCGUCGGAAAAGCUUCACUUCAGACCUUCAGAAAAAAAAGGAAGAACGAGAAGAGCUGGAGAAAAUUGUGAAUGAGGCCCCUGAAAGGACAUACAAAACAUUCAGAAAAAUGCGCCAGGAGAGAGAGAACAGAGAGCUUGAUAAUUCAAACCAUGAUCACAGAAGAUUGUAUUCCUCAAAUGAUGAUAUUUUUGAUGAUUCAAAGACUACAUCAAGGGCAGCUCUAGAAAAAAGUUAUACUAUAGAUACUCCUUAUACAAUGACCGUGCAAAGUACUGUGUACUCCACUCAGAAUUCCCAGAAACAAGAAGAAAAAACAACGCAACCAGAGUCCCUCUCCAAAUCCACUGAUGACUCUGACAAAGAUACCACCUUCUGGAGUAAGCAAGGAAGCACAGUACAAAGUUCUCAACAGUCUGACAACACUGAAACAAAUCACCCUAAGGGAUUGCUGGAAAAAAGUUACACAAUUGAUGUCGGUACACCUUAUAAAACUAAAGUCACUACUACUACUUACUCAGUAAAAAGUCCUGAAAACCAAGCAUAUUCUCCUCCUGCUGAACCAAGCAGACGGUCAGACACGCCACAGUCGUACAGCUCACUAAAUGCAGAAACCAGGCCAGUUAUCCCCUCUGCUUCUCUGCCAAGAAGUUACCAGAAAACUGAUACAUCAAGAUUGUCUUCUGUGAUCACCCCAAGACCUUUUGGUAUCCACUCAAAAGGAAUCACUCCACUCUACAAAUCCUUCACUCUGGAUGAUUCUCGAAAGUACAAUGGGGAUACUACAAGGAAGGAUUCCACAUUCAAUACAUAUUUCAAAGUUGAUAGACCCAGCAGUUCUGGCCAAAGUGAAGAGGAUGAUUUAGACGAUAAUAAUGAAUACUUUCCGAAAAGCUCUUCUACAAAGCCCAUCCUAUCGGCAAAUCAGCAGGAGAAGCCUUCCCUUGCGGAAUCAGUCUCCGUCAUAUCUUCUGUUGUAUCUAAAGGCUUACAACAAGCCAAGAGCCCAGACACACUAGAGCAGUACAGUGACAUGAGGAUCAGCAUUAACCAGAAACCUGGGAGCAGUCACGACUUUGGGUUUAAAACAAAUUGGAAUAGCAUUGGGGUUUUUGUAACUUCUAUUGAUGCAGGGAGUCCAGCAGAAUUCUCUCAGUUGCAUGUAGAUGAUGAAAUUCUAUCCCUUAACGGCUCAAAGGUUUCGUCCAUGGACUAUAGUGAAUGGAGGGAAGCCAUGGAUAAUGCUCUAGAAACCGGAAACCUAACAAUAGAUGUCAGACGACAUGGCAAAGAUGUCUGGUGCAGAGACCCACCUUCCCUGCCAUACAAAAGCCAUAAAACACUCAAUCUCACCAGUAUGGAUCCCAAACUUUUAGGUUCUGUUGAAAAUAAGUGGAUUGAUGCAAGUUCUGGAUAUAGUUCUACCAGAUCUUCAAAUAUGACAGUGGGAAGUGACGCACCUGACUCUGGAAAACUCAAGGAAACCAGGCAGGUGAAUGGGAUUCAAGAUGAGCCUAGUUUGAAGCAAAAAGAAUCUGAGCCAAUUUCUUUGAAAAACUAUAAAAGGAGGUCCCAGUUUUUUGAGCAAGGAAGUACAGAUUCGACAGUGCCUGAUAUGCCGGUGCCGACAAUUAAUGCUUCAGCAAGAUGGUCAUGGGAUCCAGAAGAGGAAAGGAAGCGCCAGGAAAAAUGGCUCCAGGAACAAGAGCAAAAGCUGCAGGAAAAAUACAGACUUGAACAAGAGAAACUUCGAGAGGAAUGGGAACGAGCUCAACAAGAAGCAGAAACCGUAAACACUGCUCGGUUUGAUGAGGAACAACCCAUUCUACGCUCUGACAACAGUGUGUCUAUUACUUCGAACACUCCCAUGUCUUCCUACUGGAGGACAGGUGGAUCUGAAGCAUCCGAUGAUUUACUGAGCAGUGAAGGAGAAGAGACCUCGCAGGAUGCAAAGCAAGAAGAAGAAAGGUGGAGUUAUUUGGCAGCUCAGCAGCGUCUAGAAGAAGACCAAAAGCGGCGCCAGGCUGAGGAGGAGAGCAGGCGGCGCCAGGCUGAGGAGGAGAGCAGGCGGCGCCAGGCUGAGGAGGAGAGCAGGCGGCGCCAGGCUGAGGAGGAGAGCAGGCGGCGCCAGGCUGAGGAGAAUGAGAGAAAACGCAGGCAAGAAGAGGAACAGAUUAGACUACAGAGAGCUGAGAAAGAGGAACACGAACGGAGGGAAGAUGAGCAGCGUAGACAGGAAGAGAAUGAAAAAGCCCAAAGAUCAUACUUGAGAACUAAUAAUUCAAGGUUUUCCAUGAAUUUUGAUGAGCCGGAUAAUAACAGAAAUAAAGUAAAAAAUGUUUCCAGUUCAAUGGAUUAUGCUGCCCAAGGAAAUGGUGGUUUUAAAAAGCCAUCAUAUGGUUUUGCUAACUGGGUAACUGAAGAGGAACAAAAAAGGCCAAGCACGAAGACACAGCCAAUACGUCCAUCCUCUCAGAUAGAGACCCAGAGAAGACAAAUCCUUGGUCAAAUGAGACAUGCUGACCCCUACAGAGGUGAGCAGGAUUCCAGCAGCCCUUGGAAUUUAAGGGAGUCACCAGACCGGUCUUCCAAGACGCAGACAGACAGUAAUGCAGAGGUGGAGAGGCAGCGAAUCAUUCAGGAAAUGAGAAAGAAAGCCCCUGUUAAUAAUGACAACAGCUGGAUCAGGCAGCGCAGCUCUAGCGUUACAAAGGAUACAUCCUCUGUUCCAAGUUUUAUGAGAAGAGGGGAAUCAUUAGAUAACUUGGACUCUGCUUCGGGGUCUCUACGACCAACUUCAUGGGCACAUCAGUCAUCCUCGUAUAGUUCUUUGUCUUCUAGUCAAGAGUUCAGUCGUCCUUCUCAAGUUGUUUCCACCUCCAACCGGACCUUUCUGCGCAACCCGUCAUCUAGCUUGCCACAAUCAUCAUCCGGCUCAGUCAAGAGUGCAUCUGUAUCUCAAUCCUCAACUGCACCCUCUACCUUGCCUAGGACACAGACUUCAUCUCCAUCCAAUCAAACACGCAACAAGUCAGUGAGUGGAAAGAAAUUGUGCUCAUACUGUAAUAACAGUUUGGGCAAAGGAGCCGCCAUGAUCAUCGAAUCACUUGGUCUUUGUUUUCAUUUACAUUGUUUUAAGUGUAUUGCUUGUGAAGCAGACCUCGGAGGUUCACAAUCUGGAGCUGAAGUCCGAAUCCGUAACAAUGAUCUCUACUGCAACACUUGCUACAUCAAAUUCAAAUCUGGACAUCCCACAGCAAUGUGAAGAUCCUAUUAUUGUGGAGGCACUCCUACAAAUCGCCGAGGAAGAUGGAUCAGAUCCGGAUGU